Molecule: messenger RNA, 2590 nt
Organism: Penaeus vannamei (Pacific white shrimp)
Lineage: Eukaryota; Metazoa; Arthropoda; Malacostraca; Decapoda; Penaeidae
Source: RefSeq, a predicted model, not a curated record
CGCGACUCUGACAGCAUCCAGGACAUCAUCAGGUACAUGAGAGACCAGGACCAAAGGCAAGGGGAGAGCAAGGGCGCACGCCUCCCUCCUGGGUUCUCCAUAGGCAGCCAAGACCACGUCGUUGGCCACAACGGCUUCAAGCCCAACAGUGGCUUCACCGUAGGCAGCCAAGACCACAUUAUAGGCAGCAAUCCCUUUGGCGACACCCUGAGCAACAUCAACAUCCAGAGCCAAAGUGAUGUGGGUUUUGGAAACAUCCAGCAGACAGGUGGAGAGAAAUUCAACAACAAUUACAACUUCAACAGUGGUGGCGGAAGUAAUUUUAAUAACGGUGGAGGAAAUAAUUUUGGUGGAGGAGGAAAUGGCGUUCGCGUGAGUGGCGGCGGCGGGAUUCCCGGCUUCAACAGUGGUAGUAACAGUGGAGGAAAUUAUAUCAACAAUGGAGGCAACAACUUAAACAGUGGUGGCAAUUUCAACAACGGUGGUAAUAAUUUCAACAACGGGGACCAUAAUUUCAAUAAUGGAGGCGGAAAUUUCAAUAAUGGGGGUAAUAGUUUCAAUGGUGGCAGUGGUAUGUCAGUCAUUCCCCCCGUCCAUAACACACAUGACCGGGGUACUUCGAAGUCCAGACCUUUCAACAUCAUGCUGGAUGUGUAUCCCAUGGACGACCGCCCAGUGCCUUCUGGCUCAAGACCUUUCCAGACGAGUAUUUCUUUCAAUGGCGGCAAUGGGCGCUUCGAUUCAGACAGCAGCGGAGGCAGAUUCAGCGGUGGCAGUUCCAAUAACUAUCAUAAUGGUAUUAAUGAAAAUAAUUAUAAUAGUGGUAACAGUUACAACGGAAAUGGAUUCAACAACAACAAUGGCAACAGGUACAACGACAACGACAGAUUCAGUAACAGGGACGACGCCAACAAGCACGAGGUCAUCCUCCAUCUGAACCUGUUCUCGAAGUCACCUCUGUCUAUUCGCCGACAAGGGACUGUCGACGACUUCGCCAGCGGCCGGAGUGGGGCGGUGUCCGUGGAGCUUCCCCUGACUGGCCAGCUGAGUCCCCUCGACGUGUACAAGGCAAUUAUCAGUAAAGCACGAACCUCUACCGCGCAGGCGCAGGUCCAGCUUCCUCCAGGUGCAGAUACUGACUCACGGGACGAGGUGGAAAUCGAGCUGUUCGAUGUGGAGGAGGGACCGAGGCUCCUCCAGGCGAUCGAGUUUGGCCUCCAGGAGCUGAACCCGAGCCUUCCACCAGACCUCCGCUUCGUCUUCGACAGGUCGCCGGCGUCCGCCUCCGACCUCCAUGAGGCCGUCAACGGAGAGGACACGGGCCCAUCGUGGAACUCUUCUGCGAGCUCCCCCAACAACGACGAGAUGUGGCCGUCGCUCUCCUGGCCUGCGGCAGAAUACGACCACAAUGACGACUACACUUAUUAUGACUACUACGAGUAUGAGGAUUAUGUUGCAGACGCAGUGGACACUGAAACAACUACACUAACAACAAGGACAACAACAACUACUGAAACGACCACAUCUGGCAGCCAGACAGAAAAAGCGGAACUGCUCCCGACUCCGUGCUGGCACUCGGCUGAGGAUGGUAAAAGUGCCAGUGGUGCUUCCUAGAGUGUAUCGUUCUCUUUGUUCAACAAAGGGAUUCCUCAUUACUGGCCAAAUAACAAUGACUAUUCAAAUAGGAUUUUAAACAUUCUUGGCAAAAAUUAAUGCUUUAAUUCAACUUAUUUGAUAUUUUCGAAUACUCUAGGGCUACAAAACAUAUUGGAUAUUAUAUUUCAAGAUACAACACCAAGAUUAGUAUAUGCAAAACCUUUGCAUGUUAUUACAUGCCACUGCUGUCGCGUUGAUAUUAAAAUUAAAUAUAUUUAAGACUUUUGGUUACGAGUCUUUAUCAAUUUGAUAAAGUUUCUAUAAUAUUUUUUGUGGAAGAUACUGGCUACUUAGAUCUUAGAGGGACAGUGAUUUGUAAAUCUCUGUGAUAUAUUGAAAGAAUCAUAUCUCACUUUUAUCAAUUUAUUAACAUAUGUAAAACAUUUCACUUAACGUGCGCGCUCACACACACACACACACACACACACACAACACACACACACACACACACACCACACACACACACACACACACACACACACACACACACACACACACACACACACACACACAGAUUAUAUGCACAUACACACACACACAGUCAUGCAUACACACACACACACGUGCGUGUGUGUGUGUGUGUGAGAGAGAGAGAGUAUAUAUCUUUGUACUUAUACACAAAAUAGUUUGUCUAUGGCAGAAGAAAUUGAAAAGCAAUAAGGAAGGCAAAGCUUGUGUCGUUGACAGAGAAUGAAGAGUACAAAACGAGAGGCUGAUUCGACCUGUAGACAGCCUACCUGUAAGAGGCAGCCUGACCUCCUUGAUCUCCAAAGGGUUUCACAGGAUCACAUGUGCAUGGGUCAGUGCGUGGCGUGAUGAGAUUUUGAACUUGCCUUGCGCUAUUCUCCGGCUACAUGUGGAGAAAUUCAAGCAUGACUUCAAGCGGUCUUGCAAUAUACAGGACGACCCCAUAAAUGUACUAUAUCCUCUCUGU